Pterocles gutturalis (yellow-throated sandgrouse) is the source of this 1092-nucleotide messenger RNA. It is a transcript of the gene MCTP1, whose product is annotated as multiple C2 domains, transmembrane 1. Gene Ontology annotation, molecular function: calcium ion binding. The record is from RefSeq and is a predicted model, not a curated record. The transcript is spliced from 9 exons. Lineage: Eukaryota; Metazoa; Chordata; Aves; Pterocliformes; Pteroclidae. Gene Ontology annotation, cellular component: synaptic vesicle membrane. The annotation marks the transcript as partial. Gene Ontology annotation, biological process: regulation of neurotransmitter secretion.
UUUCAGACCCAGAGCUUACGUCUCUCCGAUCUGCACAGAAAAUCUCAGCUAUGGAGAGGGAUAGUUAGCAUUACCUUGAUAGAAGGUCGUGAACUUAAGGCAAUGGAUGCAAAUGGGCUCAGCGAUCCUUACGUGAAGUUCCGCUUGGGGCAUCAGAAGUACAAGAGCAAGAUUGUGCCAAAAACUUUGAAUCCUCAAUGGAGAGAGCAGUUUGACUUUCAUCUCUAUGAAGAACGAGGAGGAAUUAUUGAUAUUACCGUGUGGGACAAAGAUGCUGGCAAAAAGGAUGAUUUUAUUGGCAGGUGCCAGGUUGACCUGUCGACCCUGAGUAAAGAACAAACCCACAAGUUGGAGAUGCCGCUGGAGGAGGGAGAGGGAUGCCUGGUGUUGCUGGUCACUCUCACAGCCUCUGCUGCGGUCACCGUCUCUGACCUCUCCGUAAACUCCCUGGAGGACCAGAAGGAGCGAGCAGAGAUACUCAAGAGAUAUAGUCCAAUGGCAAUGUUCCAUAACAUGAAGGAUGUGGGAUUUCUUCAGGUGAAGGUCAUCAGGGCAGAAGCGUUGAUGGCAGCUGAUGUCACAGGUAAAAGUGACCCAUUUUGUGUAGUUGAGUUGAACAAUGACAGACUGCUGACACAUACCAUCUACAAGAACCUCAAUCCAGAAUGGAACAAAAUCUUCACAUUCAAUAUUAAAGACAUCCACUCGGUGCUUGAAGUGACAGUUUAUGACGAGGACCGUGAUCGUAGCGCUGACUUUCUAGGCAAAGUCGCUAUACCAUUGCUGUCUAUUCAAAAUGGUGAACAGAAAGCCUACGUCUUGAAAAACAAGCAGCUGACAGGGCCAACAAAGGGGGUCAUCUAUCUUGAAAUAGAUGUGAUUUUUAAUGCCGUGAAAGCCAGCAUACGAACCUUAAUGCCCAAAGAAGAGAAGUACAUAGAAGAGGAAAACAGACUGUCUAAGCAGCUACUGUUAAGAAACUUCAUCCGGAUGAAGCGUUGUGUCAUGGUGCUCAUAAAUGCCGCCUGCUACAUUAGCAGUUGCUUUGAAUGGGAUUCUCCCCCAAGAAGUCUCGCUGCUUUUUUGGUAUGA